ACCAAACAGCAGUCCGUCGAAGUUGACCAAAAUCAUCGCAACUAAGAACAAAACAACUCCAAAUUGCAACUCGGUGUGUAUGUAGAGACCAAUCCUUGUGCCCUAUAAAGAUCAAACUCACAAACCAGACCCUAACAAUCACCAUAAUUUUCUAUCCAAUUCAGUUCUGAGCUUGAACUAAGUGCUACCAAUUCAAUGGCUUCAGAGCAUGAAGAAGUGAGGCUAUUGGGCAAAUGGGCCAGCCCAUUUAGCAACAGAGUAGACCUCACCCUCAAACUCAAAGGAGUUCCAUACAAAUACUCAGAGGAAGAUUUAGCCAACAAAAGUGCUGAUCUUCUCAAGUACAACCCCGUUUACAAGAAAGUGCCAGUUCUGGUCCACAACGGAAACCCAAUUGCAGAGUCCCUUGUCAUUCUUGAAUACAUAGACGAGACAUGGAAAAAUAACCCGCUUUUGCCUCAAGACCCUUAUGAGAGAGCCUUGGCUCGUUUUUGGUGCAAGACCCUAGAUGACAAGAUCCUACCUGCUAUAUGGAAUGCUUGUUGGAGUGAUGAGAAGGGGCGUGAGAAAGCUGUGGAGGAAGCCUUGGAAGCUUUGAACAUCCUGCAGGAUGCACUGAAGGAAAAGAGGUUCUUUGGAGGAGAGACCAUAGGACUGGUAGAUAUUGCUGCUAAUUUCAUUGGGUAUUGGGUUGUUUUAUUGCAAGAAAUUGCAGGUUUGGAGUUGCUUACCAUUGAGAAAUUUCCGAAGCUGUGUAAAUGGAGUCAAGAAUUUGUCAAUCACCCUGUGAUCAAGGAAGGCCUGCCUCCUAGAGAUGAAUUGUUUGCCUUUUUCAAAGCUUCAGCUUCAAAGUAGAACCAAUUUUAGAGGUAGGAUUCAUAGCUUGUUACCAUGAUUUUCUUCCAAAAUAACUAUUUUGUUGCGAGCAAGAAAAUACUGGCUCUGUUUUUAAUGGACUAUGAUUUGGUUGAGGGUAUCCAUUAUCUCAAUUUUUAGUCCAAAUAAUGUUGUGUUGUUGCUUUUUUACUUUUUUUUUGUUUUUGUGAGCAAAGAUUGUUUGUUACUAUAUUUGACUACAUCAACGAUACUCCAUUCCAUUACAG
Molecule: messenger RNA, 1103 nt
Organism: Abrus precatorius (Indian licorice)
Lineage: Eukaryota; Viridiplantae; Streptophyta; Magnoliopsida; Fabales; Fabaceae
Product: probable glutathione S-transferase
Exons: 2
Coding region: 196-855 (219 amino acids)
Biological process (GO): glutathione metabolic process
Cellular component (GO): cytoplasm
Molecular function (GO): glutathione transferase activity
Source: RefSeq, a predicted model, not a curated record